This is a messenger RNA of Sinocyclocheilus grahami, 1761 nucleotides long. RefSeq names its product potassium voltage-gated channel subfamily A member 3. NCBI's taxonomy places the organism in Eukaryota, Metazoa, Chordata, Actinopteri, Cypriniformes, Cyprinidae. Gene Ontology annotation, biological process: potassium ion transmembrane transport; protein homooligomerization; action potential. The transcript has 2 exons. The record is from RefSeq and is a predicted model, not a curated record. Gene Ontology annotation, molecular function: protein binding; delayed rectifier potassium channel activity. The coding region runs from base 1 to 1452 and encodes 483 amino acids. Gene Ontology annotation, cellular component: voltage-gated potassium channel complex; membrane.
AUGACAAUUGUUGCUUGCGACAACAUGCUGGAGGAGUCGGCGGCGCUGCCUGGGCACCACUCUCUGGAGCGCUAUGAGCCAGACCACGAGUGCUGCGAGAGAGUUGUCAUCAAUAUCUCAGGCUUGCGCUUCGAGACGCAGCUCAAAACCCUGUCCCAGUUCCCCGAGACUUUACUUGGCGACCCCAAGAAGAGAAUGCGCUACUUUGACCCACUCAGAAACGAGUAUUUCUUUGACAGGAAUCGGCCGAGCUUCGAUGCCAUUUUAUAUUACUACCAGUCCGGGGGGCGUAUUCGGAGACCCGUGAACGUUCCCAUUGACAUUUUCUCCGAGGAGAUACGCUUCUACGAGCUCGGGGAGGAGGCCAUGGAGAAAUUUCGAGAUGAUGAGGGCUUUAUAAAGGACGAGGUGCGUCCGUUGCCCUCUAAUGAGUUUCAGCGACAGGUGUGGCUGCUGUUUGAGUACCCGGAGAGCUCGGGUCCGGCCAGGGGCAUCGCGAUCGUCUCGGUGCUGGUCAUUUUGAUAUCCAUAAUUAUCUUUUGUCUGGAAACGUUACCCGAGUUCCGAGACGACAGAGACCUGGCGACGGUCGCCCCACUUCUGAACGUAACUAACCCUUACCUCACGAGUCCCUUCUCUGACCCGUUCUUCGUGGUGGAGACUCUGUGCAUCAUCUGGUUCUCCUUUGAGCUGCUCGUCAGGUUCUUCGCGUGCCCCAGCAAAGCCACGUUCUCCAAGAACAUCAUGAACAUUAUUGACAUCGUGGCCAUCAUACCCUAUUUCAUCACUUUGGGGACCGAGCUCGCGGAAAGGCAAGGCAACGGCCAGCAGGCGAUGUCCUUGGCCAUUCUCCGGGUCAUCAGACUGGUGCGAGUGUUUCGGAUUUUCAAACUCUCGCGGCACUCGAAAGGGCUCCAGAUUCUGGGGCAAACGCUCAAAGCCAGCAUGCGAGAGCUGGGCUUGCUGAUCUUCUUUCUCUUCAUCGGGGUCAUCUUAUUCUCGAGCGCCGUCUACUUCGCCGAGGCGGAUGAUCCCGACUCGGGCUUCAACAGCAUCCCUGAUGCGUUCUGGUGGGCGGUGGUUACCAUGACGACCGUGGGAUACGGCGACAUGCAUCCAGUCACCAUAGGGGGCAAAAUCGUCGGCUCCCUGUGUGCGAUCGCGGGCGUGCUAACCAUCGCUUUGCCAGUGCCAGUCAUCGUGUCCAAUUUCAACUACUUUUACCACCGAGAGACUGAGGGAGAGGAGCAGGCGCAGUACCUCCACAUCGGCAGCUGCCAGCCUCUGUCCUCCUCCGAGGAGCUGAAGAAGACGCGGAGCACGUCUUCGCUCAGCAAGUCGGAGUACAUGGUCAUUGAGGAGGGCAUCAACAGCGCCUUCAAGCAGCCCAACUUCCCCGCUCAGAACAACCAGAACUGCGUAAACAUGAAAAAGAUGUUCACGGACGUGUAGGCUCUUCUAGACGCGUGUCUGCGUGAUGAUGGCAACGCUAGGUUCGUGUCAUGACUGUCAAGUGCUGCUGAGUGUGUCGCCCUCCAUUUCCACGACGCAGAGGAAGUGGUUACAUGUCUAACGCGCCAGUCCCACGCAGUGUGCAUCACCUGUUUGACUGAACCAUUUCACUGUGAGGAGGAAGCCGCUAUCGGCUUUCAGUCCGUUUGCUUUAGAUAAUCCUCCAGAAUGUUUUGAAGUCUGGCUGAAGAUUCGCUGUCUGGCUGGAUUUUGUAAACUGGUGAAAAUGGAUUUUCUCAUCUAACCAGA